Messenger RNA from Anopheles nili, 1982 nucleotides. RefSeq names its product Golgi reassembly-stacking protein 2 (gene Grasp65). Gene Ontology annotation, biological process: Golgi organization. The record is from RefSeq and is a predicted model, not a curated record. Gene Ontology annotation, molecular function: protein binding. Bases 52 to 1752 code for a protein of 566 amino acids. The transcript is spliced from 3 exons. NCBI's taxonomy places the organism in Eukaryota, Metazoa, Arthropoda, Insecta, Diptera, Culicidae. Gene Ontology annotation, cellular component: Golgi apparatus.
UCUCAACAAACCGACUGAAUAUUAUCGAACCUACUCGUAGUGCAGUCCAUAAUGGGUCUUUCACACAGCAUUACCGUUCCUGGAGGAGGAACAGAGGGCUACCAUGUUCUGCGGGUGCAAGACAACUCGCCAGGGAAAACGGCGGGGUUGGAAGCAUUUUUCGACUUCAUCCUGGCCAUCGGGAACACCCGGCUUGAUCAGGAUAACGACACACUAAAAGAAUUACUGAAAGGAAACAUCGACAAGGAGAUACAAAUGACUGUGUACAGCAGCAAAACGCAAAAUAUUCGGCUAGUAGAUAUUACGCCAAGCAGCACCUGGGGUGGACAGGGAUUGCUCGGAGUUAGCAUACGGUUCUGCUCUUUCGAAGGAGCGAACGAAAAUGUGUGGCACAUCCUGGAAGUGCAUCCCUCGUCACCGGCGGAAGAAGCCGGAUUGAUACCGUUCACCGACUACAUUAUCGGAGCCGAUUCAAUCUUGCAUGAAAGCGAAGAUCUUUUCACUCUGAUAGAAUCGCACGAAGGGCGCCCGUUAAAAAUGUACGUUUACAACACGGAUCUCGAUCGUUGCCGUGAAGUGACAAUUACUCCAAACACGACAUGGGGUGGCGAAGGAAGCCUAGGCUGUGGCAUUGGUUAUGGAUACCUGCAUCGGAUACCAAUCCGGAUGCUACCAAGCGACGCAAAGGUUCCUCUGAGUACGGCAGCACAAACUGUUCCGCUUGCUCCUGUAGGCGCCGGUGCGUUGUUUACCGGCGCAUCCGUUCCUAGUACUGCUGCUGGUGCGGUUCCAAAUGUUGUGGAUUCGACAAACGCUAAUCGUUCCUUGCCAUUUAUUCCUAUGGUUCCUCCAUUGGCAAAUACCUUCGCACCGCAAGUAAACAACGCCGCUCAUGACCUUCUAACGGUGUCCCAACCGAGCAAUACGAUGACAGCGACUGCAACGACGACAACAGGCGAUGUGGCCGGAGGGCUUGUAAACCAAUUCGCUAAUUUGUCCACGUCGACCGGUCAGACAGAUCAGGCCAACAAUAACGUCGAAACUCAAACAACACCUACGCAAGCGGCUUACAAUAACAACACGACACAGCUUGGAGGAGUUGCUUCGCCACCGAUUCACGUAGGGCCGGCCAUUUAUACACCUCCAGCUAAACCAAUCGAAGCUCCGGUAUCAUCGAUAAGUAGCUACGAACCCGCCCAACCAAUACCAUCUUCAACACAGGUACCACUGAUGAAUCUUUCGUAUCCGGCGGCCUCCACGCCGUCGUUCCCGACGAUGACGAAUCCGUACUCAAUGGCAAGCACGGUGCCACCACCUUCGACACUAGCCAGCGAUUUCUACCAAAUGUAUGGUUCACCAGUACAACAAGCUAGUAACAUGGGCACCACGACCGCUAACAAUUACACCAUGUCCACCACGAUCGAUUUUAUGCAGAGCGAGCAGCAACCGAUGCAACCACAGCAAACUUGGGUACAAUCGCCAAUUCAGAUGUACUCUACGUACCCUCAGGUUCAACCGGUUCAGGACCCGUCUCAAUCACCGUCCCACCUACCGGAUGGUAGUUCGGUGCCAGCAUCGACAUUAUUCCAAAGCAAUGCAGUUACGACGCCCAUAUCGCUGCCCGGGAUGCCACCGAUAACGGUCAGUGCCACGAUUCAACCAGAAGCACUUCGUGGCUUGCAAUUCACCAAUGCCCCGGUCGGCACGGCCAGUUCUGUGACCGGGCAGCAGUCGCUGCCAACGUUACAAUGAGCCCAUUCUUUUCUUGCCUUCCCCUUCACAGAGAUAGGAGGUGGAUGUAGAAGAGAAGUGAUGUUUGUACAUAUAAAAUGAACCUAUCGUAUUUUCGGACCUCUGCUACGGCCCUAUCGAAUGGUAGAAAGCGAUGCACGGAUGGUGCGGCAUGGUGCAUUUCCGCUCGGUGACACCGGAUAAACAGAAGCAUAAUUUUUAUCUUUCGCUUUAUGUAAUGAUUAAGUUUA